AUUUUACAUUGGUCACGUGAGCAACAAAAUGGCCGUAGUCUUAUGAGUAGACGUCUCAUGUAAACUUACGACACACACAGGAUUGUCGCCUGAAGCAAGAAAGAACAACGAGUGUGCACCCGUAUGUGAUAACACUAAAACAAGAUGACUGAGUUUUGGUUAAUAUCAGCCCCUGGAGAUAAAACUUGUCAGCAAACCUGGGAGAACCUGAACAAUGUGACCUCUAGACAAAACACACUGUCUACUAACUACAAGUUUGCUAUACCUGACUUAAAGGUUGGAACCCUUGACAUACUGGUUGGAUUAUCUGAUGAGCUGGGGAAACUUGAUGCCUAUUGUGAAAGUGUGACAAGGAAGAUUUCCCAUUAUAUGGGAGAGGUACUGGAGGACAACCACAAGUUACAGGAAAAUCUGUUAGCCAAUGGAGUGGAUUUGGUGACGUACAUGACACGAUUCCAGUGGGAUUUAGCCAAGUAUCCCAUCAAACAGUCCCUUAGGAACAUUGCACAGAUUGUCAGCAAGCAAGUGUCUCAAAUUGAGGGUGAUCUAAAGUCAAAAGCUAGCGCAUACAACAACCUCAAAGGCAGUCUCCAGAAUCUGGAGAGGAAGGCCACUGGGAACUUACUAACAAGAAAUAUUGGUGAUCUGGUGAAGAAGGAGGACUUUAUUUUAAAUUCUGAUUAUCUUCAAACACUGCUGGUGGUGGUUCCCAAAGCUAACCAACAUGACUGGCACCUGAAGUAUGAGACUCUGACGGACAUGAUUGUGCCAAGGUCAACAAAGGUGUUGUUUGAAGAUGAUGAAAACUGCCUGUGUAGUGUAACUCUGUUCAAACGAGUAGUGGAUGAAUUCAAACACAAAUGUCGAGAGAACAGAUUCAUGGUCCGAGACUUCACAUACAAUGAAGAGGAGUUAGCAGCUGGCAAAACUGAAAUCACAAAACUGGAGGCAGACAAGAAAAAGCAAUUUGGGCCGCUUGUCAAAUGGUUAAAAGUAAACUUUGGAGAAUGUUUCUCGGCGUGGAUACAUGUAAAGGCUCUGCGAGUGUUUGUUGAAUCUGUGUUAAGGUACGGCCUGCCAGUGAACUUCCAGGCCAUGCUUAUACAGCCCCAUAGGAAGAGUAUGAGGAACCUGCGUUCAGUCCUUGGUCAGUUGUACAGCCACCUUGACAACACAGCACUGGCCGCUUCUGGUGAAGCCGGCUACAUGGACAUCCCGGGCCUGGGGAUGGGGAACCAGGAGUACUAUCCCUAUGUGUAUUAUAAGAUCAACCUAGAUCUCACAGAUGUUUGAAUAUUACCAGAACAAAGUUACGUCAGUCUAUAGUGAUAUCACGUCGUUAUAAGGAACUGUAUAUGUAUAGACCUGUUGUCCCAGCCUGGGUCGACCAUUUCCUGUGAGGGGUUAUCUUUGUCUUAUAGUUCAUUUAUCUGUUCUAAAUAUCUCCCAAAAUAUUUAUUCAAGUACAUUUUAGCAAACUGUUUAGAAUGAAUUGAGUAAUGUUAUAUUUUUAUGAUAGAAAAUUAUAACCCUCGUUCAUCAUAAUCAUCAUAACUGUAGGUACUCAGAUUUCUAAAAACGAAGAUGGUUUCUCAGUGCAUGUACUACAAUUCUGUUUAGUGAGAAAUUGCUAUGAUUUUGUGUACAGUAUACAGUUUAAAGUUCAUACAAAAUAUUUAGACAUGAUACAUGGAUAAAUUUCAAAAAUCAAUUUUGAGAAGUUUUGCCUUUUUUUGAGAAAUCUGGGGUAAGUUAGGCACUUGUGUUUGGAUGACCAAAGGAUGAGCCUAUUUUUAAGUUGUGUCUCAUUUUAUAAUGCUGAUGAAUUCCAUGCUGAUUAAGCAAUAAUCACAUGUAAACACCAUGCCAGAGGGGUAACUGUUGUCUCAAUAAUGCUGUGGAAUUAUAUAUCUUCCAAAUAGUUUUUUUAAAUUCUUAAUAUCAGAAUACCUAAAACAGAUUGAUUUUUUUAAUUAAUAAAGGAGUAAGAAAGUACUUAUGAAAAAUGGAAUGAGAAACAUUUUAUAACAACGGUUCAUAUCUGUUAGGUUAGAGAGAAGAAAAAUAAGUCAGUUGUUGAACGUUUUAAGGGUAGAUAGAACUACACCUGUGUGUUUUUCCUCUGGUUAGAAAGUUAUGCAUUUCAGAUUUUUGCCAUGCCCAUUAUGUUGAAUGUGGAAGGUGUAAUCUGUAUCAGUAUGUGAUAACAGUGUACACUACACUUAUUAGUCAUCAGUUACGAUGUACAUAAAGUGGAUUGUUUUGUGUAUGUAGUCUCUCUCUAUAUCUUCAUGUUCAUUUAUAUAUUUUUUUGACAACGACAUGAAAUUCCUUGAAAGACAACUGUUAACUUUUUUGGAGAAAGUGAAAAUGUGUUACCUUGGCUUUUGAACUUGGCCUCUUUGACCUUGGCCUUUGAACUUGGCCUCUAUGACCUUGCCUUAGUUAUUAUGUGUGGGAUUAGGGAAACCCUGGUCUUACAGACAGAUUUUGGGUUGAUGAUGUGAUGUGUAUAUGGUAACCAGUAUUACAAUAUGAUAGCAAGAGGAUUUCGUGUGAAGUUACAUUAAACAAACUGUAUGCAAUAUCAAAGGUUUAAGGGAAAUGUUGUAGUAACUGAAUAGCUAUAUCAUAACAGAAAUAUAUAGAGAGGCUACGUAACGAGACAUAAAUGUGAAAUGGAUCAAAAUGUGAUUUUAGUCAUUAAAUAUAUGAUGUAUUUACACUACAAGACUUGUAAUAGAUUAUGAUAUUAAUCAUUUAAUUAUAACCAUAUUCUGUGAUUUAUGCAUUCCAUGGUAAGUUGCUGUCUAUAUAAUAUAUACUGGAAUUGAAACAAAAUCUAAAUUUUGUUUUUUUUCUUAAAUUUGUAACCAAGAGCUUGUUGUAGAAUCUGGGUAGUCUAAGCACUAAAUCCAGACUCAUACACACAACAAAUGUAGGUUAAAGAAGGAAGUAAAAAUUAGUCUUUUACAAGCUCACAAGGAAACAAAGAGUGUAACAAGAUUCAACAAGAAAGAGUCUUCUUAUAAGAGAAUUAACAAGAUCCUUUUACACAUCGAUGUCAUCAAUUUUCUAUUCUACAGUGAUUUAUAAUUUUUAUAUAUAAUUCUGUCCUCUUUUGUUUUUAUUAUAUGUCUUAUAAAUAACAGAUGGUCUGUUGGUAUUUUGUAUGGAAGUUAGUGAAUUUCAUUGUCAAUGUUUUUUCAGUUAAAUAAUAUGUACAAUUGCCAUAUUUCACGAAAUUAUAGAAAGAGUAAAAGAGUAUUUAGUGUUGUAAGUCCUGUUAGAGUUACACUUGAGAAUCAUGCCAACAGUCUACUUGGUUAUGGUAUCAUGAGUAAAACUAGGCUCUUCACUUUUGUGUAUCUGCAUACAGCAUUAAUCUAGUCAAAUUGUAAACACACUUACCAACUAAAUAAUGUACUUUGAAGAUACAGUUCGGAUGAUAAUAAAUGUUUUAUGUAACUGACAGUUUGUGCAGAUAUUGAAGGUAUUUGCCAAACCCAUGUACAUACAGACCUGUUUGAAGAUACCACCCUCUGAAAGUCCAAAAAGUGGUCUCUUUAUGCAGGUGGUCUCAUAAUAGAGGUGGUCACAUGGACAGGUUUGACUGUAUUACUUCACCUGUCAAAGGAACUGUUAACUGAUAUCAUAGAAUGAGGGGCCCGUCAGGGAAAAAAAUCAAAGGUACAAAUCACAGGGUACUUUAUUAUUAAAAGGGUUAAAUGCACUGCAGAUCCCAUUGUACAUAAAUCAUAAAAUUUAUGAAAGGUUUUAAUUAAAAUUUUGAUUGCAAUAGGAUGUUGGAAUCAAAUUUUGUUCCUACUUACAGAAGAUAUCAUACAUUAAAUCAUGACAUGGAAGCUGAUGGGUGAUGUUGGCUACUGAUGGGAACUGCUGGCCAGAUAGAGUAGUCUUUCUAGCUUGACAGAAUUAUAUUGUCGUAGGUUUAGAUAGUAAUGGUUGUAUGUCCAGUACAGUAUUUGUAAACGGUUAAUUAACAAUAAAGUACCAUGUAAUAUAUAG
Messenger RNA from Mizuhopecten yessoensis (Yesso scallop), 4029 nucleotides. RefSeq names its product V-type proton ATPase subunit C 1-A-like. Gene Ontology annotation, molecular function: proton-transporting ATPase activity, rotational mechanism. The coding region runs from base 145 to 1293 and encodes 382 amino acids. Gene Ontology annotation, cellular component: lysosomal membrane; vacuolar proton-transporting V-type ATPase, V1 domain. Lineage: Eukaryota; Metazoa; Mollusca; Bivalvia; Pectinida; Pectinidae. The record is from RefSeq and is a predicted model, not a curated record. Gene Ontology annotation, biological process: proton transmembrane transport. The transcript has 13 exons.